Messenger RNA from Humulus lupulus (European hop), 2914 nucleotides. RefSeq names its product adoMet-dependent rRNA methyltransferase spb1. Gene Ontology annotation, biological process: maturation of LSU-rRNA from tricistronic rRNA transcript (SSU-rRNA, 5.8S rRNA, LSU-rRNA); rRNA methylation; maturation of 5.8S rRNA from tricistronic rRNA transcript (SSU-rRNA, 5.8S rRNA, LSU-rRNA). Gene Ontology annotation, molecular function: rRNA (uridine-2'-O-ribose)-methyltransferase activity; rRNA (guanine) methyltransferase activity. The transcript is spliced from 11 exons. Lineage: Eukaryota; Viridiplantae; Streptophyta; Magnoliopsida; Rosales; Cannabaceae. Gene Ontology annotation, cellular component: nucleus; preribosome, large subunit precursor; nucleolus. The record is from RefSeq and is a predicted model, not a curated record. Bases 121 to 2631 code for a protein of 836 amino acids.
CUUUCAACAGAGGGAAGCCUCUCCUGCUGAAACCCAAAAACACUAUCAAAACCCUAAAACCCAAAAACAGCAAUAGCAUUCCUAAAACCCUAAUUCGGAACCAACAAGCAAGCUACAGCCAUGGGUAAGGUUAAGGGAAAGCAUCGUUUGGACAAGUUCUACCACUUGGCCAAAGAACAUGGCUACCGUUCUCGAGCCUCUUGGAAGCUGGUUCAGCUCGAUGCCAAGUAUACUUUCCUCCGCUCCUCCCACGCCGUCCUCGAUCUCUGCGCCGCCCCAGGUGGUUGGAUGCAGGUCGUUGUUCAGCGCGUCCCCGUCGGCAGUCUUGUCGUCGGUAUUGAUUUGGUUCCCAUCGUUCCCAUUCGUGGCGCCAUCGCCGUCCAGCAGGACAUCACCAGGUCCGAAUGUAAGGCCAAGAUCAAGCGCAUAAUGAGCGAGAAGGGAUGUACGGCUUUUGAUUUGGUGUUGCACGAUGGUUCUCCCAACGUUGGUGGUGCUUGGGCUCAGGAAGCCACCAGCCAGAACGCCUUGGUUAUCGAUUCCGUGAAGUUGGCUACCGAGUUCUUGGCACCUAGAGGCACAUUUGUUACCAAGGUCUUCCGAUCUCAAGACUACGAGUCUGUCAAGUAUUGCCUUUCAAGGCUGUUUGAGAGGGUUGAGGUUCACAAACCAGCAGCUAGUCGUUCCUCAUCUGCAGAGACAUAUCUUCUAGCUUUCAGAUAUAAGGCUCCUGCAAAGAUUGAUCCACGCAUUCUUGAUGUGAAACAUCUAUUUCAGGGAUCUAUAGAACCCCCGAAAAAGGUAGUGGAUGUACUUAGAGGCUCUAAGCAAAAGAGACACCGUGAUGGAUAUGAAGACGGAGACACAACUUUGAGGAAAGUGUCAACAGCUGCAGAUUUUAUUUGGUCUGACAUUCCUCUUGAGAUCCUUGGUUCUGUUACUUCCAUAAGUUUUAAGAAUGAGACUUCUUUGCCCAUUCAAGAUCAUGCUUUAACAACAGAAGAGGUUAAAAUUCUAUGUGAUGAUUUGCGUGUCCUGGGGAAACAAGAUUUUAAGCACCUUCUGAAGUGGAGGAUGCAGAUUAGAAAGGAAUUGUCUUCCUCAGAGAAGACUGAAGCUACUGCUGCUGUAGCUGCUCAAAAUGAAUCUAAGGAGGAUGAAGAUGAGAAAAUACUCAAUGAGAUGGAGGAGCUAACAAAUGCUAUGGACCGCAAGCAGAAACGGAAGAAAAAGCUGCUUGCAAAGAGAAGAGCUAAGGACAAGGCACGAAAGGCAAAUGGGAUGCAAAUAGAUGCAUUGGAUGACGGCUAUGUUGACCAUGAGCUAUUUUCUCUCUCUUCUAUGAAGGGAAAGAAAGAUCUUGUGGUGGUAGAUUCCAUGGAAAAUGAGGAUGAGAAUGGUAACUUGGGUGAUAGUGAAAAUGAAGAAAUACAUGAUGAGGCUCAACAUGAUUCACCCAGUGAUGUAGAUUCUGAUGAAGAACGGAGAAGAUAUGAUGAAAAAAUGGAAGAGUGUCUUGAUCAGGCUUAUGAACAGUACAUGUCCAAAAAGGAGGGAAGUACAAAGCAGCGGAAGCGGGCGAAGGAACUGCAUUCUGAAGAUGUUCUGGAGGGCGGUGAGGAUGAUAAUCAAAAUAUCCAAUGUGAUUAUGAUUCAGAUAAAGACCCUGGUGAUCAAGAAGGGAAUCCUCUGAUGGUACCACUUGAUGAUUGUGAAGUUCCAACACAAGAAGAGAUUACGAACAAGUGGUUUAGUCAGGAUAUCUUUGCUGAAGCUGUUGAUGAGGGAGACUUGGAAAAGUCUGAUAGUGAAGAUGAAAUGCAGGCUGCCAGGCCAGAAAAGUUUCCUUUCCCUGAAAAGGACAUGGUAAAGUCAAGAAACCUUGCUGUAGCAUCCAAUCGUUCUCAACAUCAAUCUUUGAAAAAAGAAGAUGAUUUUGAGAUAGUCCCUGCUCCAGGAACGGAUUCAAGCGAUGACUCAUCUUCAGAUGAAUCGGAUUUGGAUGUUGACACAAAAGCUGAGAUACUAGCUUGUGCAAAGAAGAUGCUCAUGAAAAAACCAAGGGAGCAAAUGAUUGAUGAUGCCUAUAAUAGGUACAUGUUUGAUGAUGAGGGUUUGCCCAAGUGGUUUUUGGAGGAGGAAAGGAAGCAUCGCCAUUCCAUUAAGCCGAUAACGAAGGAAGAGGUUAAUGCUAUGAAAGCACAAUUCAAAGAAAUAGAUGCCCGGCCAGCGAAGAAAGUGGCAGAGGCCAAGGCCCGAAAGAAGCGCGUUGCCAUGAAGAAGCUUGAGAAGGUGAGGAAGAAGGCCAACAUAAUUUCUGACCAGGCAGACAUAUCUGAUCGUUCAAAGACGAAGCAAAUUGAACAACUAUACCGGAAGGCCGAGCCUAAGAGGCCUAAAAAGGAAUUAGUGGUUGCAAAGAAGGGCGUUCAAGUUAGGGUUGGCAAGGGUAAAAAACUUGUUGAUCCACGGAUGAAAAAAGACUUGAGAGCGAGUAAGGCCAAAGGCAAAGGCAAUUCAAAGAAGGGUAAGACUGGUAAGUUUCAGAAAGGGAAAGGGUCUGCAAAAGCUUCAGGACAGAAGGCACAAAAGGGUGGUUACAAAGGGAAAAAGACGGGCAUGCGUGAAUAAGCUGUCGGUUAAAUAUGAAAAUAGGGUCAUUUGCAAGAUAAAACCUCUUCAGAUUUUUUUAUUAUAUUUAUUGAUUUUGACCUCGAUUCUGCUAUGAGUCUAGGUGCGUAGAAUUUGCCAGAAGACAAACAAUGAAAAUUAAAAAAUUGAUUGAAAUGCAGCCGAGCUCUGUUGUCAGUGAAGCAAUUUUGUUCUUAUGGUCCCCUUUCCGUAUAUUUUUUUUUCUUAUUUUAAAUGUGUAGUAAACAAAUUGAUUUCUUAUUUUGAGGCCUCUAUUUUGCGA